AUGCACAUCAUCAAACCAAAAAAUCCUUCCGCGCCCAAGCGCGCCAAGAUGAAGCCAAGCCCAGAUAGCUCGUUGAACAUUCGAGUCCGCGACCAGACCGGCGAGGAGGUCUACUUCAAAAUCAAGCCGACGACGCAGCUCGUCAAGGUCUUCAAUGCUUACGCCCAGCGCAAGGGCAUCAACGUGACGAGUUUACAUUUUUUCUUCGAUGGUAUGCGCGUCCGCAACGACCAGACGCCGCAGGACAUCGACAUGGAAGACGGCGACCAAAUCGAUUGCGGUGACCAC
Molecule: messenger RNA, 288 nt
Organism: Aureococcus anophagefferens
Lineage: Eukaryota; Pelagophyceae; Pelagomonadales; Pelagomonadaceae
Exons: 1
Biological process (GO): protein sumoylation
Cellular component (GO): nucleus
Molecular function (GO): ubiquitin-like protein ligase binding; protein tag activity
Source: RefSeq, a predicted model, not a curated record